Dioscorea cayenensis subsp. rotundata (Guinea yam) is the source of this 2424-nucleotide messenger RNA. RefSeq lists its product as uncharacterized. Gene Ontology annotation, molecular function: RNA binding. The coding region runs from base 1 to 2124 and encodes 707 amino acids. Gene Ontology annotation, cellular component: mitochondrion. The transcript is spliced from 10 exons. NCBI's taxonomy places the organism in Eukaryota, Viridiplantae, Streptophyta, Magnoliopsida, Dioscoreales, Dioscoreaceae. The record is from RefSeq and is a predicted model, not a curated record. Gene Ontology annotation, biological process: cytidine to uridine editing; mitochondrial mRNA modification.
AUGGCAUAUAAUAACUAUUAUGAUCCAGAAUACUUGUGGAAGAGCUCCUCCUUCACAAUAAACCAAGACUUAAGCCCUCCUCCUUCACCUCCCAUACAUGAACAUGACCCUUUCUCCUUCUUCCAACUCUCUCCUCCAUUCUUGGACCAUGACCCUUUCCAAGACCUCUCCACCCUUCUCCUCUCCCCUCACCACCAUCAUCACUCUCCACCAGUACUACUCCCCCAACAUCAAACCAAACCACCCACAAUCAAACCAUCAAAAUCAAGAACCAUGAGAAAAGACCAUCAUGGCAAAAUAAGAACCAUGCAUGGACUUAGAGAUAGAAGAAUGAGACUCUCUUUAGAAGUUGCUCACAAAUUCUUCAGUCUUCAAGACAUGCUUGGCUUUGACAAGGCUAGCAAGACCCUUGAUUGGCUUCUCACUAAGUCUCACUCCGCCAUUAAAGACCUCAUAGAAUCGUCAUCUUCAUUAUCUUCAUCGUCUUCAUCAUCAAAGUGCAACAAUGAUAGCACGGAUGUUAUUACUAAAGGAGAUCAUGGUAAGAGUAAGAGAGCUAAAGUUUCAUCUUUAAAUCCUCCUCCAAAGCGUGCUACACUGAGAUCGGUUCGCACGAAAGAAUCACGAGCGAGAGCUAGAGCUCGGGCCAAGGAGAGAAUAAAAGAAAAGAAGAAAUCAUCAAGCAUGCAAUGUUGUGGAAAUGAUCAAGAUGGUGAGAUGAUGAAACUCUCUGAAGAAAUGCAAUCAGCUUUAGAUAAUGGAGAAAGGUCAAUCCUUUUUAAUGGAGCAAUGCUUGAGUGCUUUCCUUUUAAUGAUCUAUUUGAAGAGCACGUGAACUUGAAACAGAUACUUUUUAGCGCCCUGUCAUCCGAAAUCUUUAAGCUUGCAUCGCCGCUCGAGGGAUUCGGAAACUCCUUCGUCACCGCCUCCUGCCGCCGCCCAGCUCCGGCGAUCAUGGACCUUCUCCUCCUCCGCUCUCCGCCGCUUCCUCUCUGCUUUCCUUCCGACCUCCUUCUUGCCGCCCCAAUGUCUUCCCUCACCUUCAGGAACCCUCGUCGAUGUCCCAUUCCCUUCCCAAGAUUCGCCAUCCAUGCUCGCUCCCCAGUGUCCAUCCGGUUCUCGGGCUCUUAUUCUACGAUGACGACGGAGGUGGCUCAGGACCCUUCUUGCAUGAAGUGGAUGGUGGUGAUGGAGAAGCCCCCGAAUGUGGGGUUGUCCAAGCGGGAGGUCGUUGAUCACUAUGUUCAAACCCUAGCUAAGGUUCUUGGAAGCGAGAGAGAAGCUCAGAUGUGCAUGUAUGAUGUUUCUUGGCAGACUUGUUAUGGAUUCUGUUGUGACAUUGAUGAGGAGUCUUCUCGCAAGCUUGCAGAUAUGCCAGGAGUUUUAUCUGUUACGCCUGAUAAGGAUCCAGACUCCAACAAGAAGGAUUAUACAUAUUCAAAACUUUUGUUAGCUCACCUAUCAAAACCUGAUGCAAGUGCUUCUAGAUUUACUCCUUCGCAGGGGAAUGAAUAUUGGCUUGUCUGUAUGAAGAAGCCUGGGUUUGAAGUUAUCACAAAGGCACAGAUGGUGGACUAUUAUACUCAGAUCCUCACUAAAGUAUUGGGGAAUGAGAAAGAUGCUCAAGCGUGUAUAUAUCAUAUUUCAUGGGAGAGGGACUAUGGAUUUUGUUGCCAUAUUGAUGAGGAAUGUGCACAGGAAUUAGCUGAUGUGCCUGGGGUGUUAUCCGUCUGUCCUGAUACAAAUUUUGAAGCUGCCAGUAAGGAUUACAGAGGUGAUGGAAAAGUACUGGAGUCUGAAGAAAAUCAGACACCAGAUGUAAAAACUAAAAGGCUUUUUGUCACUGGACUGUCAUUCUAUACUUCUGAGAAGACUUUGCGAGCAGCAUUUGAAGGCUAUGGUGAGCUUGUAGAAGUGAAAAUCAUAAUGGAUAAGAUAUCGAAAAGAUCAAAGGGAUAUGCCUUCAUAGAGUACACAACAGAAGAAGCAGCAGCUGCUGCACUGAAAGAAAUGAAUGGAAAGAUCAUCAAUGGCUGGAUGAUCGUAGUUGAUGUUGCUAGGACAAAUCGAGCAAGGCAAGGUAGCCCUCGCGCAAGGCAAUCAAGUUCUUCAAGUUCAAGCUAAACAAUAGAAUUUUGUUUUAUUUUUACAGCAGUAAAUUAAAGCCUGAUGAGGUAUGGAAGAAUGUAAAAUUGCCUGGUCCGAAUGUGUAUUCUGUGAUCAUGGAGGGUUUUUAUGGUCCUCUCUUGAAUGUGAAUAGAUCUAAUAUGUUUGAUAAUAUCCUUUUGUUGUUUAUACAUUCAUUUUGUACCUCAUUCUGAGCUUGUAUUCUUUUGAUUUACAUAGUCUCUAGUUUGGACACCAGAUCAGCAGACUGUAACUCUUUGUUCUAUUAUGAAAUAUCAAAACUGUUUUUUUAUUUUU